Messenger RNA from Drosophila novamexicana, 5099 nucleotides. RefSeq names its product patched domain-containing protein 3 (gene Ptr). The coding region runs from base 389 to 3958 and encodes 1189 amino acids. The transcript has 10 exons. The record is from RefSeq and is a predicted model, not a curated record. NCBI's taxonomy places the organism in Eukaryota, Metazoa, Arthropoda, Insecta, Diptera, Drosophilidae. Gene Ontology annotation, cellular component: plasma membrane; cytoplasmic vesicle membrane.
UUCAGUCCGCGAGACGGUCUCAAAGCCAACGGUCGCCCCAGUCGUUCCGUCGCAUCGCCGCAGUUCGAAACGUCACAAUUUCGAAUUACUUUAACGGUCAACCAAGUGCGAAUGAAAAUAUUUUCUAUAAAAAUGACGCACAAGGUAGCGCGUGUGCUUGGUGCUCAAUAAAAAAUAAAAUAAUAUUUAAAUCGAUAGUAAAUAUAGUUGCAUAGAUUAUUGUUAUCAUAUGCGCCACACGACAGGAGUGCAAUUGAAUUGUUUUCCACAGAGAGAAUCAAAGGCUUACGGCAAUUCGCAAUCGAAUAACUUUUAGUAUAUCUACAAAACAUUUUUGGAAAAACCAUCUUUUGGAUACAAUACGAACGAAUAUAACAACAACGACAAGAUGACUUGCGGCAUAUCGUGUGUCGACAAGACGCUAAACAAAUCGUUUUAUCAUCUGGGCAUUUGCAUAGCCAAACAUCCGGGCUAUUUUGUGAUCAUACCCGUGAUGAUAACGCUGCUCUGCAUGACGGGCUAUCAGCAAUUAAAGUACCAAAUCGAUCCCGAAUAUCUGUUUUCACCCAUUAACGGCGAGGGUAAGGCCGAGCGUGCGCUUGUUGAGCAAUAUUUUAAAGUGAAUUAUACGCACCGCUUCAAUGUGGGACGCAUUACGAGGCCUGGUCGCUUUGGUCGUGUCAUUGUAAUACCCAAAGAUGGCGACGAGAAUAUGCUGCGUCGCGAAAUCUUUAUGGAGCUGCGGCAAUUGGAUAAUCUCAUACAGAACGCGACGACCACAUAUGAUGGCGAUACAUUCAGCUACAAGGAUAACUGUGCACGCUGGGAGAAUGAGUGCUUCGAGAAUGAUAUCUUGAACUUGGAUGCCUUAAUGGAUGAUAUCGAAUCGGGUCAGCUAAAUCUGACAUUUCCGAUUAUGUUUAAUCCUGUGACAUGGGAUGCUCACGCCUUUCCCGUAUUCUUCGGUGGCACUAAACUAACAGAGGAUAAUUAUAUAAUAAGUGUGCCAGCUAUACAAUUAGUUUACUUUGUCACUGCCGAUACAAAGCGCCAAGAUGCCAAGGGCGCUGAAUGGGAGGAAACCUUCUUGAGGGUCGUGGGCAAAGCUGAAAAUUCGGGCAUGUUCAAACACAUAUCGGUAUCCUAUUUUGCUUCACGCACAUUGGACCAUGAGCUGGAGAAGAAUACCAAGACGGUAGUGCCCUAUUUUAGUUCCACCUUUCUGCUCAUGGGUUUGUUCAGCAUUAUAACCUGCAUGAUGGGCGAUGCGGUGCGCUCAAAGCCCUGGCUAGGCCUGAUGGGCAACAUCUCGGCUAUAAUGGCAACCCUGGCGGCCUUCGGCUUGGCUAUGUACUGCGGCAUCGAGUUCAUAGGCAUUAAUCUGGCGGCACCUUUUCUGAUGAUUGGCAUUGGCAUUGAUGACACCUUUGUGAUGUUGGCGGGCUGGCGACGCACUCCCGCCAAGAUGCCCGUGCAUGAGCGCAUGGGUCAUAUGAUGUCCGAGGCAGCUGUUUCCAUUACGAUAACAUCGGUUACAGACUUCAUUUCGUUUUUGAUCGGCAUCAUCAGUCCCUUCCGUUCGGUUAAGAUCUUUUGCACCUACUCCGUUUUUGCUGUCUGCUUCACCUUCAUGUGGCACAUCACCUUUUUUGCCGCCUGCAUGGCCAUUUCGGGCUAUAGGGAACGGAAGAAUCUGCAUGCCAUAUUUGGAUGCAAAGUGAAGCCCAUGUCGGUGGCCAUUAAAGAGAAACGAAACUUCCUCUACAAGGCGAUUAUGGCUGGCGGCAUUGAUCACAACGAUCCGGAUAAUCCCAUCGAUAACAAGGAUCACAUGUUGAUGGCCUUCUUCAAAGACAAGCUGGCAGCGGUAAUCAACAACAAAUGGUGCAAGAUAAUUAUCAUAUUGGCCUUUGCCACUUAUCUGGCUGGAGCUUGCUACGGUGUUACCCAGAUAAAGGAGGGCUUGGAACGUCGCAAAUUGUCACGCGAGGAUUCGUAUUCGGUGGAGUUUUUCGAUCGUGAGGAUGAUUAUUAUCGCGAAUUCCCCUACAGAAUGCAGGUUAUUAUUGCGGGUCCCUUGAACUACUCUGAUCCCCUUGUGCAGGAACAAAUGGAGAAUCUGACAAGCACUUUGGAGCACACCUCAUAUGUAACCUCUUCUUUGUACACCGAAUCUUGGUUGCGCUCAUUUCUUUCCUUCUUGGAUCGCAAUAACGAUUAUCUGAAUGAGACCAUUGAUGAUGAGGAAUCGUUUAUUGAUGCGGUCAAGGAGCACUGGCUAUUCCCCGGCAAUCCCUUCUCAUUGGACGUGCGCCUAAAUGAGGACGAGACACAGAUUAUCGCCUCGAGAUUCCUUAUACAGGCUGUCAAUAUUACGGAUACCAAUCAUGAGAAGGAAAUGGUGCGCGAUUUGCGACAAAUCUGCAAGGACUCGCCGCUAAACGCAUCCAUCUUCCAUCCCUACUUUGUGUUCUUCGAUCAAUUUGAACUGGUCCGACCCGUUUCACUGCAGGCCAUGGUCAUUGGCGCAAUCAUCAUGAUGAUCAUCUCGUUUAUAUUUAUACCCAACAUCCUCUGCUCAUUGUGGGUGGCCUUUUCGGUUAUAUCGAUUGAGCUGGGCGUUGCGGGCUAUAUGGCUUUGUGGGACGUCAAUCUGGACUCGAUAUCUAUGAUCAAUCUGAUCAUGUGCAUUGGCUUUUCGGUGGACUUUACCGCUCAUAUUUGUUAUACCUACAUGUCAUCCAAGAAACGCAGUCCCAAGGCGCGCGUCCGUGAGGCUCUCCACUCGCUUGGACUGCCCAUUGUGCAGGGUUCCAGCUCAACGAUUUUGGGCAUUAUAGCACUAUUGCUGGCACAGAGUUAUAUAUUUUUGGUGUUCUUCAAAAUGGUCUUUCUGGUCAUCUUCUUUGGCGCCAUGCACGGAUUGUUCCUAUUGCCGGUGCUGCUGUCGCUAUUCGGACCCGGCUCUUGGCUGACCUGGACGGGUCGUGACGAUGGCUCCGACGAGGAGGUGGACGGCAGUCUGGAUGAUAUGAAGCUGGGACAUGUGAUGGAGAAACCAUUUGCGCAGUCCUAUUACAUGCAGUAUCCCAGCAUGGGCAUAAAUGGACCCUAUGCCUAUGGCUCCAAGGCUUCCCUGGGUGCGCCCUACAAGGCCUAUGGAGGCGAUGAGAAGGAUCAGGGCUUGGGCACCUCAGGCGAGGACUCCUCCGAGAGCAGCUCCAGUCGCUCGCAGCGACGCCAGCAGCUGGCUUCCACUGCCGUUGCCGUACCAGAGGAAGAUCCUGUCCAGACGCGCGGCGCCCGCUACGAGAAGGGCUGGCGUCAUUCCAGCUACCAGAACAUAUAUGGCAAUGGCGGCGGCAUCGCACAGUUCCAGCCGCAGCCCGAUCUCUAUGGCCAGCAGGUGUCCGCCGCCGAGUGGCGUCAGCGUCUUGACGCGCACGAGCAGCAGCAUCAGCGGAACAAGCAAAAGCGCAAUCCCUACGAUAACUAUGAUGACCGGGAUAUGCAGCGCGCGCGUCGCAACUCCCACGGCGAUGUCAUCGAUCUGCAUACGCCCACGCCCACCUCAUCGCUGGACGAGCGCAUGCGGCGACAGUAUCAGCUGCAGCAGCAGGCGCUAAGCGCCGGCAGCGGCGACGACAGCAGCAGCUAUCGACAUCAGCCGGAGCUGAGUGCGCCACCGCUGGCCAGUAGCUCCGCAAAGCGCUACCAUCGCCGUCGCUCCUCGGAGGACUCGACGCGGUAUCAUCAGCGCUGGCCGGCGAACAUUGAGGAGCGUCGUGCGCGACGCGCCCAUUCGCCCAGUCAGCGACACUCGCAAUCGCAUUCCUAUACAGAGACUGCCGCCAUUGCCGCCAGCUUCGCCCAUCGCUCGUCCUCGCAUCACAAUCUCUUCCAGCCGAGCAGCAAGGCGAUGCACCAGCCGCCCACAUAUCAAUAUGGAGAUUACUAACAUUUUUGGUAAAUGCAGCGGGAAGUCACUUGAGAUUUAGCUUCCUAACUUUAAACAAAAAAAAAAUUUAAAAAAAAAAAACAAACGUAAUUAAGCAUAGUUUAAACAAUUUGCCUGGCGAUCCAUAAAUAAUUGCAUAUAUUUAUAUGAAGCUCAUUCGCUUUUUAUUUUCAACGAGUUUUCAGAACAAAUACUUCGUUUAUGUUAUGUGUUAUCUAGAAUUUCAAGAAAUUCUUUUAGCAUUAUAUCAGAAUUUCUUAAAAUUCGGCGUGCCCUUACAACUAAUUUAAUAAACGCCGCGAUCUGGCAACACUAAAUGUAUUUGUGGGUUGCAUUAAGUUGGCUGCGCCUGAAUAAGAGCUCGAAUUUAUAGUCAAUUUUCGUGUCUGCAGUGUUUGAAUUUAUGUGUUUGAACAGAUUUUGUGUACGCAUAGCAUAAACGCAGUUAACAAAUGUAAUGCCCCAUGUUUGGCUUGCCCUACCAAGAAAUUGUCCAGAUAUUAAUAUAACGUUGAUAUUAACAUCAAAAGAAAAAUACAAGUUGUAGGAAAAUAUUCAUACUUUCGCUAAUUCAUCCUCUUAUGAUAUACAGCAUUACAUAUUUUUUCAUUUAUGCAAGUUUGGUAUAUUUAUAUUCACUUGGGUUUCUCUUUCUUGUUCUACUGAUAGUGAAACAUUUUGCAUUUUAUUUAUGUUAGACCGAUUUCGACAAGCCUUAUAAACUAUGUAUAUACUAUAUAUCUAUACAAGCAUUUCAUGAAAAGCAACACAGUCACAUAACUUAAGUUCCCACAUUAUAUAAAUAUGUUACAUUUAGUUUUUAUUGCAACAUAUUUCAGUCAGAUUUAGGGUUCCAUUAUCAGAAUUGUAUUUAAAUUAAUUUAACUAGAGCCAAGUGUGAGACCAGAUUUGAUGAAAUAUUUGUAUAGAGCUGGUAACAAAUACUAAUAGCUAUAAAUAAACUGAAUAAAUAUAUUUAACUACUUACUGUAAGUGCUGCACACUCCCAUACUAAAUCGAGACUAGACCAAAAACUCGACACAUGUGAGGUCUUUAGCAUUUCUUAAGUAAUUUUUUUCUUGAAGGGACACACGUUUGUAAAGUGUUAACGAUUUUUGCUAUUGAAUAAACAUUUUAUAUU